Messenger RNA from Salvia hispanica, 903 nucleotides. NCBI's taxonomy places the organism in Eukaryota, Viridiplantae, Streptophyta, Magnoliopsida, Lamiales, Lamiaceae. The record is from RefSeq and is a predicted model, not a curated record.
AUGGUGCUCUCCCACGGUCACCUACAUCUUUCUCCAGCCGGGGAGGUGACCACCUCCCAACGGCCUCCACUAUAUCAUCUUUGUGCCGUGGAAGGUGGCCACCUUCCAACGGUCACCUGUGAAGAUUUAAUCACGAAGGCGAUAAUUUAUACUAGCUCAUGGAUUCAUUUUAAAAUUAGGCCAAGGAAUUAUUUGGUUUAUUUAACAAGUAAAACCAGCCCAAAUCAAAAUUAUUAUGGCCCAACAUUGAGUCCAAUUAAUACUCGCCCUUCGUCCUCUCGACUCCUCUCCGAUCAAAUCCCUAGCUUGACAAAUCUGGUUUCUCUCUCUUUCCUUCGAUUUUUGCUGCGGCCAUGGCAUCACCGGUGGCGACGCCGGUUGCCUCUCGCGAUCUGUCUAUCGUACCUCUCGAUCACCGCCAUCGCUGCUAUCUCUCUUCCCUCCAUCAACACCACCGCCAUCCAACGCCUUCGACCACUCCCACCGUGGCUAAGCACGGUGGUGGUCGCCACUGCAUGCGGUGGUAACACCGCCUUCUGCCCUCGUCGGAUCUACUCCACGCCGCUAUGGCCAGCCCCUCCUUCACGUAAUCACAUCGUGAAACUGUCGCUAUCGGGAUUGGCUCGGCGUAGCUGCCGCCCUCUUACUGCCGGUGUGCCGUCGCUGGAGCGCCAUGCCGGAAAUCCGGAAUUGAAAGAAGAUCUCGUGGUUACUCGAAGAUGCAUUGGGCGAGCGUUUCAUCUGCAUAUAUCAGACUUUUAUUUGUACGCACUUGGAUAUUUUAAUUCUCGGGUUGAGAUUUAUGAUUUCGUUGUUUAUUAUUUUGCUUGGGUCAAAGUUCGUCGCAACGCGUUUAUUUCUUAUAAAUCACACUAAAGGACUCCAAGAAAACUUUUUAUUUAA